This is a messenger RNA of Cercopithifilaria johnstoni, 1077 nucleotides long. The record is from the annotation of a GenBank genome assembly. NCBI's taxonomy places the organism in Eukaryota, Metazoa, Nematoda, Chromadorea, Rhabditida, Onchocercidae.
AUGCUCUCGAGACUGUUCUGCGGAUCACCAUCAUUGCAGCUAUCCAACAAUGUUGCUGUAGCAUUCCGUUAUUUUUCGAAAACGACCUACAAUCCUGCGCGAUAUGCUGGGCGUCGAGUUGGUGAUGGGAGCUACGGUAUUGGGAGUGCUACACGUACAACAUUGAAAGAACGUCUUAUGGGACCUACUACAGGAAAACCAUAUGUGUAUGGAAGUGCAGCUUUAGCUGGGGCAUCAUUGCUUGGCAUUGGUGCCUUGUGCUAUUACGGUCUGGGUCUUUCGAAAGAAGGUCAGAGUAUCUUAAUACAAUCAGAAAUUUGGCCGACAUAUGUGCGAGACCGUAUAAAAGCAACAUAUGGUUAUUUGUUCGCAUCGCUUGGGAUAACAGCAGCUUCAGCCUUGGCGGCGUCAAGAUCGUUUCAAAUUUCACAAAUGAUGAUGAGAUCGCCAUUCAUUUCAAUGGCAGUUGUAAUGGCAAGCAGUAUCGCAGUAUCAUUAAUCGAUUACGAUAAUACAUUACUGAAGCAUGCAACUUGGAUCCUGCAUGCAGGCUUGAUGGGUGCGUUUAUAGGGCCAGUCUGUUUGAUGAGUGGUCCCUUAGCUGUGCGAGCUGCUUGGUAUACUGCGGCUGUCGUCGCAGGACUCUCAACAAUUGCUUUCACAGCGCCUUCUGAAAAGUUUCUGAUGAUGGGAGGCGCUUUAGCUAUGGCAUUUGGUGUUGUUUUUGCAUCGUCCAUUGGAACUUUCUUUCUUCCUCCAACGUCUGCAUUGGGUGCAAGUCUAAUGUCGAUCUCCCUUUAUGGCGGUCUGAUUCUCUUUUCAAUGUUUUUAUUGUUUGACACGCAGUUUGUUAUCAAACGAGCGCGGACGUAUCCCAUUUCGGAUACAAGUGAAGAGCAAAUUUACAAGCCGGGGUAUUACGGCAAUAUUGGUGCUGGGUAUUAUGAUGUUGCUGCACCAAAAAUACGUCGAUUUGAUCCGAUCAAUGCACAACUGUCUAUUUACGCAGAUGUUUUGAACAUUUUUAUUCGGCUGGCAACAAUGAUGAUGGGCAUGCAGGGUGGCAGAAAAAAAUAA